Acanthochromis polyacanthus (spiny chromis) is the source of this 5177-nucleotide messenger RNA. Its product is annotated as cadherin-22. Gene Ontology annotation, molecular function: cadherin binding; calcium ion binding. NCBI's taxonomy places the organism in Eukaryota, Metazoa, Chordata, Actinopteri, Pomacentridae. Gene Ontology annotation, biological process: homophilic cell-cell adhesion; adherens junction organization; cell morphogenesis. Gene Ontology annotation, cellular component: adherens junction; plasma membrane; catenin complex. The transcript is spliced from 15 exons. Bases 1398 to 3809 code for a protein of 803 amino acids. The record is from RefSeq and is a predicted model, not a curated record.
CCCUCCAUCACCACCAGGGGCUUUCCACACUGCACCGUGCCGUGAGCGGCUUGCCGUUCCUUUCCCUGCGCUUCUCGGAACGGAGACUCCAGACUCGCAGCGCGGUUGCAGACAGGGCGCACAGAGCGUCUGUUCCUCUGAUUUCCAUCUCACUGGGAGUCGUAUACCUUUGAUUCCUGGAGGAGCGGCAAGUUGAAGACCCGCCACCGCGUCCCUCUGCAACUUGUCGACGCAAACCCAUUUGUUUCUGCCACACGCUAACAAAGGUUCAUAGGAUCCUCAUGACUGGACAAAGCACUUGACUGUCAAACUCUGCUGUUUCACAUAUAAGUCGGAGAGGAGACGCAGGGCUGGAGAGAGACUAAUGUUAGAUGGCGUAGUACAGGCAACCUGAAGGACCUGCGAGCCAUCAUUUGCACUCGAGUGGCAGCAAGGUCAUCUGGCUAAGGGAUGGCUCAUCCUUUCCUUGCCUUUGAAUCACUGACGGGGCUGUCAUAAUGGUGAAAAAAAUGCUGUAGGACCUUUGAAGAAUGAACUUUCCAAACCAAUGGAUUGUUCUGAAGGGCAAAGCCAUCCAAGAUCAGACAUAAUCACCGACGGUAAAAUCAGUUGGCCUUUUCUCAGUUCAAGGUUUCUGCUUCAGGAGGUAAAACCACAUGUAACUUUUCAAGGAACUGGACUCCAGAAAAGUUUUCUCUUCAGAAAAGUUUAAUCGAACCAUUUUUGGACAGCUUAGUAUUAAAUCACCUGUAACACACACCAACCAUUGGAGGGGACAUGGCUAGAAGUGAAAUUGGAAGCGCUGCAAGCAGUACAAAGUCAAGACGGGAUGGAAGCCAUCACUCUCACUCCUCAUAGGAAUGCUGCUCAGUGCCACUGUAUCCUUGUUUCACCCUAAUUUCCCCGCUGAGCAGUGAACCAAUCUAGUCAAAUCUGUUGUUUUUGUUGCCUUAAAAAACCUUGAAAGACAUUUUCUAUCAUCAGUUUGUUUCACCGCUUUUGGCUGUUCUUUUAAAACAGCAACAAGAACAAAAACCCGCGCACACACACACACAAAAAAAAAAAAAACAGCAGCUCUAUAAGGAGGGGCACAUGAAGAAUCAGAAUGACUGACCAUGUUGCAAUACAAACAAGUACUCUUCAGGUGGUACAAAUCCAAUGUGCUCCAUGACUUGCCUUGUAUUCAGCAGAUAACUUCAGAUUGAUUUGUGAUCCCAUGGAUUAACUUUCAAGUUCUUUCACAAAGACCUUUCAAGUUUGCCCGCCUGGAGUUGUAUUUGGUAUAAAACUACAACAGAAAAUCUCUUCCUGUCUGCAUGUAGCAUUUAUAUUACAUGUAGACGCAGGCAGCGAUACUUUCUUUUUUCUUUUUUUCUCCCCUUAUUUUUCAUAUCAAAAUGGCUCCUUUUUGGACAGCGGGAGCUUGGACUCUACUGGCAGCACUGGGUCUUCUUUGCUGCUAUAGUUUUACGUGGUGUGAGGCCUCAAGGACUAGUGGUACAACCUCAUUAGAGAAAAGACAAGAGCAAGGACCCUCAUCACUUGAGCGAGUUAAGAGAGGAUGGGUGUGGAACCAGUUCUUUGUGGUGGAGGAGUAUACCGGCACAGAGCCACUAUACGUUGGAAAGAUCCAUACAGACUCUGACGAAGGUGAAGGCAACAUCAAAUACACUAUCUCUGGAGAGGGAGCGGGUUCCAUCUUCAUCAUCGAUGAGCUUACGGGAGACAUACAUGCCACGGAGAGACUGGACCGAGAAGAGAAGGCUUUUUACACUCUUAGGGCUCAGGCCCGGGACCGGCUCUCCAAUGACCCCCUCGAACCGGAGUCAGAGUUUGUCAUCAAGGUCCAGGACAUCAAUGACAGCGAGCCCAAGUUCUUGGAAGGUCCCUACAUCGGCAGCGUGGCAGAGCUGUCACCAGUAGGAACGUCCGUUAUGAAGGUUACCGCGUCGGAUGCUGACGAUCCGACAUACGGCAGCAGUGCCAGAGUGGUGUACAGUGUGCUGGAUGGGGAAAAGUUUUUCACUGUCGACAAACACACAGGAAUAAUUAUGACAGCAGUGGCGGAUUUGGACCGCGAGACACAGGAUCGCUACGAGUUGGUCGUCAAGGCAACAGACAUGGCAGGACAAAUGGGUGGUCUCUCUGGCUCCACCACGGUGACCAUAGUGAUCACAGACGUUAAUGACAACCCACCGCGCUUCCCACAGAAGAUGUACCAGUUUUCGGUGUCGGAGGGGGCUGCUCUGGGCACACCGGUUGGACGUGUCAUUGCCUCAGAUGCAGACAUGGGAGAGAACACGGACAUGAGCUAUCUGAUCAAAGAGGGAGGAGAGCUCUUCAAGGUCACCACAGACGUAGAGACGCAGGAAGCCGUUGUCUCCAUCAAGAAGUCGCUGGACUUCGAGAGCAAGCGGACCCACAAUGUUGUCGUAGAGGCAGUAAAUAAGCACGUCGACCCUCGCUUUGUGGACCUGGGCUCAUUCCGAGACCAGACUAUUGUUCGGGUGAGCGUGUCCGACAUAGACGAGCCACCGAUCUUUACGCCAGCGGAUGGCACCACCAUGGAGGUCCAGGAGGAUGCCAAAGUAGGGGCGCUUGUUGGCAUCGUCACCGCCAGGGAUCCAGAUGUAAAGAAUAAACCUGUCAGGUUCUCUAUCGAUCGGUCCACAGACCAGGAGAUGAUCUUCCAUAUUGAUCCUGAUUCGGGUGCCAUCACACUGGGAAAAAUUUUGGACCGAGAGACUGCAGGCUGGCACAAUAUCACUGUGAAGGCAGUAGAAGCAGAGAACCACACUAUGGCAUCCCACUCGGUAGUGAGCAUUCGGAUUCUGGAUGUAAAUGACAAUGCUCCUGAACUGGCCACACCGUAUGAAGCUUAUACAUGUGAAAAUACCAAGCCAGGCCAGUUAAUUCAUACCAUCAGUGUGGUAGACAGAGAUGAGCCACAAUCUGGGCAUCACUUUUACUUCACCCUGGCCCCUGAAGCCUCCAACAAUCGACACUUCACCCUGCAGGAUGUCAAAGACAACACAGCUGGCAUCCACACUCAGCGAUCAGGCUUCAACCGCCAUGAGCAGAACGUGUACUUCCUGCCAAUUCUCGUGGUUGACAGCGGGCCUCCCUCCCUGAGCUCCACGGGCACUCUGACCAUCCACAUCUGUGGCUGCAACCCAGUGGGAGAAAUCCAGUCCUGCAAUGCCACAGCCUACGUGAUGAGUGCGGCUCUCAGCCCGGGGGCGCUUAUAGCACUGCUGGUCUGCAUGCUCAUCCUCAUAGUUCUUGUCUUGCUGAUCCUAACCCUGAAACGCCACAGGAAGGGCCAGAGGAUGGCAGAGGACGAGGAGGACAUGAGGGAUAACGUCAUCAAGUACAACGACGAGGGCGGAGGAGAGCAGGACACUCAGGCGUAUGACAUGAGCGCUUUGAGAAACCUCUAUGACUUCCCAGAGGCCAAGAGCUGUGACUCUGGCCCAGACAUCCGCUCCCUGCCACAGUGGAUACAAGCUAGCCGGGUGGGUGGCGGUGCAGAGGGAGCUGCGGCGGCUGCGACAGACUUCUCCCUUUUCAAAGGCUACAUCCGAAAGAAGGUGGAGCAGGCCGACGCUGACCUGUCGGUGCCUCCAUAUGACUCCUUCCAGACAUACGCCUUUGAAGGCACCAGUUCACCCGCACUUUCACUCAGCUCCAUCCACACGCUGUCCACCACCUCGGAGCAGGAUUUCUCCUACCUCAGCGACUGGGGACCACGCUUCAGGCAACUGGCAGGCUACUAUGCUCCAGGAAACCCUGAGGAGGAAGGGUCCUAGCACAGCUUCUCCUCUGUAGAGACACAUUUAAACUCCACCUCCUUCCUCCUCCUCCUUCUUUCUCUGUCUCCUCUUCUCACCCUCUGGCACUCAUCUGAGAUCAGAGCCAGCACUGUGUACUCAGUAAAGACAGAGUAUCACCUCUUUAUCUCUUUAGGAAAAUUCCCAGUCUCAGACUUUUUGAACUCCUGUGAGAAAAUGCUGUUUUUUGUUUUAAUACACUUGUUUGUUUUCUGUGAGUUUUCAGACUUCAGCUUGUGAUGAUAUUAGUGAAAAUGGAAGAGAAUGGGGGUAAAAGUAUCCAAAACUGCCAUUUAGAUGUGCUGAGGGAAAACGCGUUUCUCUCCCAGAUGAGGACUUUUAUUUUAAGCUGUGAGACUGAUUCGAGAGCAUCAACGUGAUAUAGGUAGGCGUAAACCAUGCCAAGGCAAAGUGUCUGGAAAAAGACAUGUAUUUAUUUAAGAAGGAAAUAUUUAUCUAUUUAUUUGUUUUUAUGUAUUUAUUUAUUUAUUUAUACCACAACCGCUUUGGUAACCACAGUGAAGAACUCUGCUGCUGACGUGCUAAAGGAGGAGUCGGGUGAGAGGAACGUUACAAGAGAGACGAGGAACGACAUGGAAGAAAGAAAGAAAGAAAGAAAGAAAGAAGGACUUCAGCGACAGAGGACACACAAUACCGGUGCAGAGGUGACUCAAGGAUCAUCUAAAAAGUACCUUCUGGAAAAUAUUUUUAUUUAUUUUCUAUGACCACUUUUGUAAAAUAACCAACUUAAGACAGAUAUAUGGGAAGGAAAGGCAGAUAGAAAGGCAGGGGGGAACGAUUGGAAUGAAUGAACUGUAGAAGAAAGAGCUUCCAGUUCAGUCAGAACGGCUCAGACUGACGCACUUUUUGCUGUAUUUUAUUGAUUUAUAAAAAGGGGGGGGCUUUUAGAGGUCAAAAACUGAUGACAAUUGUGUGUUAACAAUUUCUUUUCUUAUCUUCUCCACAGCCAUUUGUAAGGCAAUAAGGCACAAACCGCAGCAGUGAUUUAAGACUAAACAAAAAUGACUGUUUCACGGAAUUGGCUGGGGGCCAGCUGCGUCCCACAGGGAGCCAAUCUUCAUUCCAGAUUUGUGUGUGAAUGUGUACAAUAUGUUCAGUUCAUUUUAUAUCCUGUUUGAUUUUUGCUUUUGAUAUUUGGUUUCUUUUUGGGGAGGGAGGAAGGGGGAACUAGUAACAACAGAAUGGCUGUGUCUAAUCAAUAGGGAGUGGAUAACGGGGUAACGCGUGAUGAAUGGACUGGUCACAUCCACCUGAUAUCCACAACCUAUUCAGUGUUGACCUUAACUUGCAAAUGUAUGGAAAAUUUCAAAAAAAAAAAAAAAAGAA